GGGCCGAAUCUACUGAGAAGAACUCGUCAAGGUUCUUCGGGGAGUACUGAAGUAGAGGUUGAACCCUGAUAAAUCUGUCGUCUUUCUCUAUCCGUUACAGAUAAUUUGUCCUCUCUCUCUCACGCUAUCCCUUUCGCUCUGCCUAAGCGUUUUUGUCUCCGCUCUCUCCGUGCUCUCGCUAUCUCUCUCUUUAUGUAUAUAUAUGUCAAUGGUAUUACGUAGCUGAUUGUUAUCAGUCUUGAGUGAAAGGCAGAGAGAGCGAGAGAGAGAGAGAGAGACAAUGAAGAGUAACGAAGAGAGAGACGGAGAAUCGGCGUCGAGAAAUCACCUGGUCUUCGCUUACUAUGUCACUGGCCAUGGUUUCGGCCAUGCCACUCGUGUUGUCGAGGUGGUCCGGCACCUUAUUAUUGCGGGGCAUGAUGUGCACGUGGUCACUGGUGCCCCGGACUUUGUUUUCACCUCCGAGAUACAAUCCCCUCGGCUCUUCAUUCGCAAGGUGCUGUUAGACUGUGGAGCAGUUCAGGCAGAUGCAUUGACGGUGGAUCGUCUUGCCUCCUUGGAGAAGUAUUCUGAGACAGCUGUUGUGCCUCGCGAUUCUAUUUUGGAAACAGAAGUGGAGUGGCUGAACUCCAUCAAAGCUGACUUAGUGGUCUCAGAUGUUGUUCCAGUAGCUUGUCGUGCAGCAGCUGAUGCUGGAGUUCGCUCUGUUUGUGUCACAAACUUCAGUUGGGACUUCAUAUACGCAGAGUAUGUCAUGGCUGCAGGAAGUCAUCAUCGUUCAAUUGUUUGGCAGAUAGCAGAGGAUUAUUCCCAUAGCGAGUUCCUGAUCCGCCUCCCAGGCUAUUGCCCAAUGCCUGCUUUUCGAGAUGUUAUUGAUGUACCUCUGGUUGUGAGGAGGUUGCACGGAUCCCGAAAUGAGGUGAGGAAGGAACUUGGGAUUGGAGAUGAUGUGAAGCUAGUUAUUCUAAACUUUGGUGGACAGCCAGCUGGCUGGAAGCUGAAGGAGGAGUACUUACCUUCUGGUUGGUUAUGCCUGGUUUGUGGUGCUUCUGACACCCAGGAGCUUCCACCAAAUUUUGUAAAGCUUGCAAAAGAUGCAUAUACACCUGAUCUUAUAGCUGCAUCUGAUUGUAUGCUUGGAAAAAUUGGAUAUGGCACUGUUAGUGAAGCUCUUGCAUACAAGUUACCGUUUGUCUUUGUACGCAGAGAUUAUUUCAAUGAAGAGUCAUUUUUGAGGAAUAUGCUUGAGUAUUAUCAAGGUGGUGUUGAGAUGAUUAGGAGGGACUUACUCACUGGACACUGGAAACCUUAUCUUGAACGUGCCAUAAGUUUGACACCGUGCUAUGAAGGAGGCAUCAAUGGUGGUGAGGUAGCAGCUCAAAUCCUGCAGGAGACGGCCACUGGAAAAAACUAUACACCAGAUAAGCUUAGUGGAGUGAGAAGAUUGUGUGAUGCUAUCAUACUUGGGUUUCAACUUCAAAGAGUCCCAGGACGAGAUAUCUGCAUCCCAGACUGGUAUGCAAGUGCUGAAAAUGAACUAGGUAUUUCUAGUGUACCAACGUCCCAAAAGACUGAGAUUAACCCCCUAAUGAACUCAUGCACCAAAGAUUUUGAGAUUCUUCAUGGAGAUCUUCAAGGCUUUCCAGAUACAAUAAUGUUCGUAAAGAGCUUGGCAGAACUGGAUACUGCUUAUGAGUCUGAAAGGAAUGCUGAGAAGCACCUGAUGCGGGAGCAUAAGGCUGCUGCUGGACUCUUCAAUUGGGAGGAAGAAAUCUUUGUGGCAAGAGCACCUGGAAGGUUGGAUGUUAUGGGAGGAAUUGCUGACUAUUCAGGAAGCCUUGUCUUGCAGAUGCCAAUAAGAGAGGCCUGCCAUGUUGCUGUGCAAAGGAAUCAUCCAAGUAAACACAGGCUUUGGAAGCAUGCCCUGGCUCGGCAGCAAGCUGAAGGACAAGGAUCAACACCUGUCUUGGAAAUAGUGUCAUAUGGUUCAGAAUUGAGCAAUCGCGGCCCAACCUUUGACAUGGAUUUAUCUGACUUUUUGGAUGGAGAGCGGCCAAUGUCAUAUGAAAAAGCAAGGAAAUACUUCUCACAAGAUCCUUCGCAAAAGUGGGCAGCGUAUGUUGCAGGGACAAUUCUGGUUUUGAUGACAGAACUAGGCGUACGCUUUGAAGACAGUAUCAGUAUGCUGGUUUCUUCUGCAGUCCCUGAAGGCAAAGGUGUAUCUUCUUCUGCCUCUGUGGAGGUUGCUAGCAUGUCUGCCAUAGCUGCUGCUCAUGGAUUAAGCAUCAGUCCAAGAGAUCUCGCUUUGCUCUGCCAAAAGGUGGAGAAUCACAUUGUUGGUGCUCCAUGUGGGGUGAUGGACCAGAUGACUUCAGCAUGUGGUGAAGCCAACAAACUUCUAGCAAUGGUGUGUCAGCCUGCUGAGAUAAUUGGGCUUGUAGAAAUUCCUAGCCAUAUUCGAUUUUGGGGAAUUGAUUCAGGAAUACGACACAGUAUUGGUGGCGCAGACUAUGGAUCUGUCAGAAUUGGUGCCUUUAUGGGUUGCAAGAUGAUAAAGUCUAUUGCAUCUUCUAUGUUGCCUCAGUCACUGCCCAGUGCUAAUGGGGUAAACCUUGAUGAAUUGGAGGAUGAUAAUGUUGAACUACUUGAAGCUGAAGCUUCUUUGGAUUACUUAUGUAACCUGACACCGCACAGGUAUGAGGCUCUUUAUGCUAAGAUGCUUCCUGAGACCAUGCUUGGCGAUACAUUUCUAAGUAAAUAUGGUGAUCACAAUGAUUCUGUCACCGUAAUUGAUCAUAGGCGUGACUAUGGAGUGAGAGCGCCUGCUAGACAUCCCAUAUAUGAAAAUUUCCGUGUCAAGGCCUUCAAAGCACUUCUAACCUCGGCAACUUCAGAUGAGCAGCUUAUAGCUCUUGGAGAAUUAUUGUAUCAGUGUCACUUCAGCUAUAGUGCAUGUGGACUUGGCUCCGAUGGAACCGAUAGGCUUGUAAAGUUAGUACAGGAAAUGCAGCACAGUAAGCUAUCUAAAUCUGAAGACGGGACGUUAUAUGGAGCCAAAAUCACAGGCGGAGGUUCCGGAGGAACUAUUUGUGUAAUUGGCAGGAACUGUCAACGAAGCAGUGAACAAAUUCUUGAGGUUCAGAAUAGAUACAAAAGUGCGACGGGAUAUUUACCAUUUGUCUUUGAAGGCUCAUCACCAGGCGCUGGGAAGUUUGGCUACUUGAAAAUACGCCGUACCAUACCAAAUUAAGAUUAGCUUUGAAGGAAUAAACUGAUUAGGAAAACAAUUAUGGUACGAACAAUGCUGUUUUUCAUUUUAGAUUUUGUCAUAUUCAUCACACAUGGUAAUGUGACACAUGUCAAUAGUCACUUAUAAAUUGUGUCACAUUAACUUGUGUAGCAAGAGAAUAAUAAAAUACAGAGUGAAUAACAACAUUUCUUUUAUUAUUGUAUAUAUUAGAAAUAGGUUUGGUAAGGGUUUAUUUUGUUAACUCUAAUAAGAAAUCAAUAAAUUUAUUUAUUUUUUUAA
Molecule: messenger RNA, 3529 nt
Organism: Carya illinoinensis
Lineage: Eukaryota; Viridiplantae; Streptophyta; Magnoliopsida; Fagales; Juglandaceae
Product: L-arabinokinase-like
Exons: 29
Coding region: 281-3250 (989 amino acids)
Molecular function (GO): ATP binding
Source: RefSeq, a predicted model, not a curated record